Danaus chrysippus (African queen) is the source of this 3765-nucleotide messenger RNA. The record is from the annotation of a GenBank genome assembly. NCBI's taxonomy places the organism in Eukaryota, Metazoa, Arthropoda, Insecta, Lepidoptera, Nymphalidae.
AUGAAGGCCAACGGGAAUAGUUAUACGCUGAAGGAUUUCUAUAAAAUGAAAAAGAAGGGAUCUGAUCAUGACAAAAACAGCAACACCAGUAGCGAGAAUGGGAAAGAAGAAAUUCCAAGCGUAUCUUUCUUCACACUAUACCGUUUCUCCUCUAAAAGAGAUAAGUUAUACAUAUUCCUAGCCAUCAUAUCAUCAAUAGUAUGCGGAUGUAUGACUCCAUUAAAUACUCUGUUAUUUUCUUCUUUACUCCAAAGUAUGGUUGACUAUGGCGUAUCAAUAAUAAUUAAUAACCCUCAACCGGACAUCUUUCUGAGUGAUGUGAGGGACUUCGCGAUUAAUAAUAGCGUUAUUGGAGCAAUUGUGGUUUUGUUGUCGUAUAUCGCAACAGUUUUAAUGAACAUUGCAGCUUAUAAUCAAGUAUAUCGAGUUCGUCAGGAGUAUUUGAAAGCUGCAUUAAAUCAAGACUUUGAAUACUUCGAUACACAUCAAACUGGUGAUUUUGCUAGCAAAAUGACUGACGAUGUUGUAAAACUAGAAGAUGGUAUAGGAGAAAAAUUAGCAACUUUUAUUUUCUAUCAGGCUUCUUUUCUUAGUUCUAUUAUAAUGGCACUGAUUAAAGGAUGGAAACUCGCACUUUUGUGUUUAAUCUCCUUCCCAGUAACUCUGUCACUAGUUGGAAUUGCUGCUUUAAUUUCAUCGCGACUAUCUAAAAAGGAGGCUGUGGCUUCAGGAAAGGCAGGUUCUAUAGCAGAAGAGGUUUUGUCAGCUGUAAGAACAGUGUAUGCAUUUAGCGGACAAAAGAAAGAAAUAGAAAGAUAUGAAAAGUAUCUCAAUGAAGCUAAAGGAAUUAAUAUUAAAAAAGGAUUGUUCAACGGGAUUGCAAUGGGGACAUUAUUCUUCUGCAUCUUCUGUGCUUACGCUUUAUCAUUCUGGUUUGGAUAUAGACUUAUGGUAGAGGAGCCUGAGACAUAUGACGUCGAUACUAUGAUGGCCGUACUAUUUGGUGUGUUAAUGGGUUCAGCCAACUUUGGUAUAUCGUCCACCCUGAUGGAUGUAUUCGGAGUCGCUCGUGGGGCUGGAGCACAAAUAUUCCAUCUGAUCGAUAAUGUCCCUCUCAUAAACCCGCUGCUCAAUCGUGGCAUUGUACCCAAUAAUAUUGAGGGGAAGAUUGAAUUGAAAAACGUGGUCUUCCAUUAUCCUUCUAGACCAGACGUUCCAGUACUGAAAGGAGUUAACAUAAGUGUGCAAAAAGGACAAUCAGUUGCCCUCGUCGGCCAUUCUGGCUGCGGUAAAUCCACUAUCAUACAACUGUUAUCAAGAUACUAUGACGUUGUAGACGGCAGCGUACAAAUUGAUGGAAACGACGUAAGACAGUUGUCUGUAAGAUGGUUGAGAUCUCAGAUCGGUUUAGUUGGUCAGGAGCCGGUCCUCUUUAACACGACAGUCAGAGAGAACAUCAGGUAUGGCCGGGAAGACGCUACUGAUGAAGAAAUAGAAAAAGUUGCGAAACAAGCUAACGCUCAUGAAUUUAUCAUGAAGUUACCAUCAGGUUAUGACACAUUAGUCGGAGAACGUGGCGCAUCUCUUUCUGGAGGCCAAAAACAAAGAAUUGCCAUAGCUCGAGCCCUUGUACGGAACCCAAAAAUAUUAUUGUUAGAUGAAGCCACCAGUGCGUUAGAUACAUCCUCAGAGGCCAAAGUGCAAAAGGCCCUAGACAAAGCCCAAGAAGGUAGGACGACGAUUGUUGUCGCUCAUAGGCUCACCACAAUCAGAAAUGUGGACAAAAUAUAUGUGUUUAAAAAAGGCAAUGUCGUUGAAUGUGGUAACCACAACGAGCUUAUGGAGAAAAAGGGCCAUUACUACGAUAUGGUUAUGCUACAAGCAUCACCAGACAUAAAUGAGAAUGAAAAUGUACAGAAAUUGGACCGUACUACAUCUAUUGUCAGUGAAAAGGAUGAAGAUGAGCACUUUGAAACUAUAGUGCAGGAAAAUAACGAAACAACACAGGAAGAGCUCAAUAUAUCAUUUUUACAAGUGAUAAAGUUGAACUUGCCAGAAUGGAGGUCUAUUACAGCAGGUAGCGUUUGUUCGCUUGUUAGCGGUUUCGCGAUGCCCCUUCUUGCGCUCAUAUUAGGAGAUUUCAUUGGCGUCCUUUCUAAUCCUGACAAAGACUGGGUUGAAAAUGAAAUUCGUAAAUAUUCACUAAUUUUUGUGGGAAUUGGUGUCUUUUCAGGAAUUACGAACUUUAUUAUGGUUUUUAUGUACGGUAUAGCAGGUGAACAUCUCACAGCGAGAUUACGAAAAUUAUUAUUUGAGAAAAUGCUUCAUCAAGAAAUUGGAUUCUUCGACGAUAAAAACAAUUCGACGGGAGCUCUUUGUGCACGUCUGUCAGGUGAAGCUGCAGCCGUUCAAGGAGCAACAGGGCAAAGAAUUGGAACAGUUUUGCAAGCCAUUGGUACAUUUAGUUUUGCAUUAGGAGUCUCUCUCUUUUAUGAAUGGCGUUUAGGGCUGGUGGCACUCGCAUUUGUACCAUUUAUGGCAGCUGUUCUUUACAAACAAGGAAGAAUGGUCACUGCCGAGUCUUUUGGAACUGCCAAAACAAUGGAAAAAAGUUCAAAGAUCGCAGUAGAGGCGGUAGCCAAUGUUCGUACAGUUGCUUCACUGGGUCGAGAACAAACCUUCCUAAAAGAUUACGCCACCCAAUUGCUACCGGCUCUAGUAAUCGCAAAGCAAACAUCACACUGGCGAGGAAUUGUUUUUGGGCUCUCUAGAGGUCUUUUCAACUUCAUUUAUGCUGCUACUUUGUUUUAUGGAAGCAAUCUUAUGGUGUACCAAGGGAUUGGGUACGAUGUUGUUCUAAAGUCAGCACAAACUCUAUUGAUGGGUUCCUCAUCAGCAGCUCAAGCCUUUGCUUUUGCACCUAACUUCCAAAAAGGCAUCAAAGCCGCUGGGAGAGUUAUCGUUAUUUUAGGUAGACAGUCAAAAAUUGUUGAUCCAAUAGAGCCUGCAGUGGAAAACUUUGAAGGCACUGGUGAAGCAAGCAUUCAAAAUGUACAAUUCAAAUAUCCAACGAGACCACUUAUACCAGUACUGAAGAACUGCAAUUUAGAAAUUGAGAAUGGCAAAACUAUAGCUCUAGUCGGUUCAAGUGGUUGCGGCAAGAGUACCAUCAUACAACUGUUGGAAAGAUAUUACGAUCCUGACGACGGCAUUGUGGCUCAGAACGGUAUUCCUCUGCCUAAACUUCUCCUCUCCGACGUCAGACAGCCAAUAGGUUUCGUCCAACAAGAACCAAUACUGUUUGAUCGCAGCAUAGGUGAAAAUAUUGCAUAUGGAGAUAAUUCACGACAACCAAGCAUGGAUGAAAUAGUUGAAGCAGCUAAACAAGCCAACAUUCACAAUUUUGUCAUAUCUUUACCGAUGGGUUACGACACAAAUAUAGGCUCAAAAGGUACACAAUUAUCUGGAGGACAAAAACAAAGGGUUGCCAUAGCCAGAGCUUUAAUAAGACGACCAAAAAUGUUGCUACUUGAUGAAGCAACUAGCGCGUUAGACACCGAGAGUGAGAAGGUGGUUCAAGAAGCCCUGGACGCAGCUAAAGCAGGUCGUACGUGUGUCAUGAUCGCUCACCGACUGAGUACAGUUCGUGACGCUGACGUUAUAUGUGUACUCAAUAAUGGAAGUGUCGCUGAAAGCGGUACCCACUCCGAGCUAGUACAACUCAAGGGCCUUUAUUAUAAUUUAAAUAGAAGAGGCUAUGCGUAA